This is a messenger RNA of Rhipicephalus microplus (southern cattle tick), 2412 nucleotides long. RefSeq lists its product as uncharacterized. Gene Ontology annotation, cellular component: extracellular region. Gene Ontology annotation, molecular function: chitin binding. The record is from RefSeq and is a predicted model, not a curated record. Lineage: Eukaryota; Metazoa; Arthropoda; Arachnida; Ixodida; Ixodidae.
CGCAAGAAAAAGCGCGGGAAGAAGGCUCCCCCGGCUGACGGCCGGCCCACCGACCUACAUAGCGCGUCUUUCGCCGGCCUGCUCGUUAUAAGAAACCAGUCUGCCGGUUGCGUCGGCGUACUCGAGCGAACACCGCUGCCAACUCCUCCUCGACCAUCUUCAGCGUCGUCGGCGACGUCGUCCAUCCCGGCUUAGCGUCGGCACUCGAGCCACAGGUGCCGCAAUCCGGUCAGGCGGGAGGCGAGCUUCCUCGGACACCGCCGUCCCAAAGCAAGAGAGGUGAACGGAGAGGAGCAGGAAAGAAGGGCGUCGGACCAGCUUUGCCAAGGCGACCGCCAUGGGCCAUCAUGCCGCGGGGGUCACAGGCUUCGUGAUUCUCUUCUUGGUGUUGACCAAGUGUCCUGCUGCCCAUGGGGAGCCGAAGACAGGCGCACUUGCCGAUGACCGCACCACGACUACUCAGGAUGCCACGGAUGAGAACGCCACGCAGUCGCCUCUGGUGCCUCCACGACCGGGCAGGCGCGUGAUCGUGUACAUGGGAAACCGUCCGUGGUUCUCCAGCAUGUACGGAGUAGCCGAUGCCAGCCGGACCGAGUACCACGUGCCUUCUGCCGAAACAAAGACGUCGACGACGGCGGUAGUCAGAAGGAGCGACGCUCCGUCACUUUCGCCCCAGGAAAGUGGUCACACCGGCGUCGCGUCCGGCCCCGUCAGCGACAAGGUGAACAAGCUGAGCAGCGCCACUCUCCUGGCCUCAGAGACCACGAGCAAUGAGGCCAGCACCGAGGCCGAGAACGACAGGUCCGACCUCAUCGGCGAGCUUGACGUCAACAAGCAUCCUCCCCCACCCCUGCCGCCGUUCAACGGCCCAAAUAUCGAGUACCGCACGACGACCGUGCACCACACGUCGGAGCCCAGAAACGACGACAGCGCCGGACUUCCAGCAGGAUCGUAGAAGCAGCGAUUCUAAAGAGGCCUCCCCGGCGGCGGUGGUCGGUGCCAACCGACGUGCAGCCCUGCAGGAAUCCACUGCCGGCAGGUCUUCUUCCGCGGAGCUGAGCGCAGCCAGACAGGAAGCACUCGCGGACCGAAACCUUAACUCGAGGUAUUUCACGUUUGGUCCCGGAAGCGCUACGACUGGCAAUGGAGGAGGCUCCAAAAGUAACAGCGCCUUUGCGACGACCUCCGGUAGAGACGACAGCGAGACGUCGCGCGACUACGAUCCAGCACCGUUCAACGACGGAGACGACCGCUUCAACCAGCAACGCCAGACGUUCGGUGCAGCUCAGGACAACCGGAGACCCGCUCUGCCAUCGCUUCCACCUCCUCCUCCGCCACCACCGCCACCUGCGCCAACAGCGUCUCCUCCUACGGCGUCGACUUUCGGCACCACCCGCGUCCACUUCUCCUUCCCAUCCGAACCCGCCAUCUUCGGCAACAACAGCCUUGCAAAUAGGGGCGACUUCCAGUUCGAGACGUCUCACGGUCAGGACUCCUCGUCUGCCCAGAGAGACGGUGACGGCAGAUCUUCUUUCACGAGCGCCGAGCAGAGAACGACACCUGCGGUGAGGAGUCAAGAUCUGCGCCAAUUCCCGACGUUUUCUACAUCACGUGCUCCUGCCUCCGUAACCCCACCUCCACCACGGCAAACUGCGAGCGCUGAAAGAAGUUUCCAGGCAUUCGCGAACCAAAGACAGGCGCCCGUCCCCAACGCGCCUUCUUCGGCGGGCCAAACGCUGCGCUUCAACUUCAGGCAAUCCAGUGGUCAAGAGAGAACGAACCCGCCACCACCACCACCAUCCAGAUCAUUUCAGACGCCAAUCACAAGCUCUUUCGUCACUUACUUCACUAAUUCAGAUUCGAGGGAUUCACAGAAAUCUGCACCACUGACGGAGACUCGGGACAGGCAACAAACUGAACCACGUCUGAACUUCCGCAGCGGCAGCUUCCGAACGACACCGCCACGCCCACCUCCCCAAAGGCCAACAUCGACAUCCACCUUCCAGGGACCGCCAUCUUCGCAGACGCCGCGUGCAGCCUCGAGGAACAACUUCGAAGACAAUAACGACAGGUCACGCGAGUUCUCGUCACCGAACUCUAGAGGUCAAGUGACUUUCCGCCCGAACGUUUUUCCGGUUGACCCUCCAUCGAACACAUUCGCUUCAAACCAGAGGACGCAGGACGGAUUCAGUUCAAGUGCAAGAUCGCAGGAAGACUUUACCUCUAAUCCGAGAAGCCAGAGCUCGUUUUCACCCGCCAACACAGCGCCACGGGUCCCUUCUGCUCCAAGGAGCCAAAACUCGUUUUCUCCUGCCAACACUCUACCACGGGGCACAUCGGCACCGAGAAAUCAGAACUCGUUUUCACCCGCAAACACACUGCCGCGAGCAAACUUCCAAACUAGUCAGUCUC